UCCUGUUUGUCCAAACCAUACCUUGCAUGUGUUGCCAUCGAGCUCUUGGGUAAUGCCUCAUAAUGGAUACAUUUUUCCCUUCGCUCCUGCUUUCCCUCUGGUUGAAGUGUUUCAUCAACUGGGUGGUUGUGACAGUACAGCGAGACCACCUGAUCCGCUCUUUCUCCGGAUUCUUCUGCAUUUCUUUGGCACUGCUUGAUAGUUUCUUCAGUCUAACGAUCACAAUCGUCUACUACCUGGAGGAUUUGAACAUCUCAGGCUGGCGUCUCACCAGGUACCACGCUUGCCUCCUGCCCCAGAUCGCCUGUUUGGUCUGCGCCGUUCUCCACUGGCCAGUGUUCCUCCUCGGGGUGCUGGAUCAUUUCUGGACUCUUUCACCAAUCGCAUCGCACGUGUCCCGGGUGCAAAAGCUGGCGUACGCUACAGCAGCGUGUCUCCUUUGGAUUCUUGCCACCUGUUAUGUGUUCUGGCUUCCUGAUGUUGUUUUACUACCAGGAGACGUUAGGAACCAAUGCGAUCUGUUCAGCAGCUCUCAAAGUGUUCAGGUACUCUGUGUUUUAGUGAUGACUGUCGCCUGGGUGAUUCUGUACUCGUUCACUCCGUGUGUGAAACCGAGAGGACAGGAGUUUCAACAUGCUACUCGGGGAACUCAACAGAGCUGUUUCCUUGUCUCGAGACAGAUUAUGUUCACGUUUCUCAACACGUGGGCAAUUUAUAUCAUUCUGAUGCUUGUCUUGCUCUUGCUACAGAUGGAGCUGAAUGCAUACCUAGAAAUGAAUAGCGUCUGGUUGUGUUUUCUCAACAGCUUCUCAGUCGCAAUGGCUCUGUGCGGCCGCUCAUUUGUAUUCGAUUCCAGAAACAUCGAAAGCGUAACGGAUGGUUUUUGUUCCUGGUCCUUCACUUUUAUGUACAGAACUGAAAAUGUAGACAAAGGUCCCAUUCAAGCACUUGACGGGAAGAAAAUUGACUCUCAAGAUGGAGAGAAACUACACAUUUUUCUAAACUGAUUUUUUGAAGACUGGUUUAUUUUUCGUUCUUUUUAUUUUUGUGUUAAAGCCUUUAAUGUAUUUGUGCACCACUCGGUUCAUUCAUCUGCUCGGUAUAUUUGUUUUUUUAUUAUAAUGUAUUACACACAUUUAUAAAUGUAUUGAUGAUAUAUUUUGGUGUAAGGAUUCUGUUAAAGUAAAAUGACAUCAGUUUUCACAUGUAAAUCAUGGCUUUGUGCUCCUACAUGCGAGCGUUGUUUCUCUCUAGCCAAAUAAACUGAACCCAUUAAGGUUACCUGAAAUGGAAAAUCAAACCGCAAUAGGGAAGAGUGUUUUACAUCAGAAAAUAUUACCUCUUUAUUCAACGACAUGACACUGCCCAUACUUACAUUUAUCAAACGCCAAAUACAGCUUUAAAGUUUUUGGUAACACUUUGCAAUAAGGUUCCCUUUAUAAAGCAUUUGUAUAGUGCAUUAAUGAUUUUUCAACACUUCAUAUUAUUUAAUUUAAUUUAAUUUAAGUCUACUUUUAAGGGAUGCUUCACUGUUAAAAAAUGCUUGUGAUAUUAACAGUGAAAUUCUGUAGGUUUCAUUGAUAAAACUGUUGUUGGAAAUCGUUUGUAAAAAACACGGAAAAACACAGUAAAAUUUCUGUAAAAUUAA
This is a messenger RNA of Triplophysa dalaica, 1648 nucleotides long. It is a transcript of the gene gpr160, whose product is annotated as G protein-coupled receptor 160. Bases 63 to 1007 code for a protein of 314 amino acids. Lineage: Eukaryota; Metazoa; Chordata; Actinopteri; Cypriniformes; Nemacheilidae. The record is from RefSeq and is a predicted model, not a curated record. The transcript has a single exon. Gene Ontology annotation, cellular component: plasma membrane; signaling receptor complex.